This is a messenger RNA of Menidia menidia (Atlantic silverside), 435 nucleotides long. Lineage: Eukaryota; Metazoa; Chordata; Actinopteri; Atheriniformes; Atherinopsidae. The record is from the annotation of a GenBank genome assembly.
AUGUUUUUUUGCGAAUCGUUUCUUACCGUGACUGAAUGUUUUCCUGAUGUCAACAGUGCCGGACCUAAAGGAGACAACAUCUAUGAGUGGAGGUCGACCAUCCUGGGCCCUCCAGGCUCUGUGUACGAGGGCGGAGUAUUUUUCCUGGACAUUGCCUUCACACCAGACUACCCUUUCAAACCACCCAAGGUGACAUUCCGAACAAGAAUCUACCACUGCAACAUCAACAGUCAGGGGGUGAUCUGUCUGGACAUCCUGAAGGAUAACUGGAGUCCUGCCCUCACCAUCUCCAAGGUGCUGCUGUCCAUCUGCUCCCUGCUCACUGACUGCAACCCUGCUGACCCCCUGGUUGGAAGCAUCGCCACACAAUACACAACAAACAGACCUGAACACGACAGGAUAGCCAAACAGUGGACCAAACGCUACGCCACAUAA